UCAUACUUCCUGGCGGUGGUGGUGACUCUGAUGCGCCUCUGUCCGGAUGAGUGUUGGUACUGGGUGACGAACUGGAUCGCUCCGCGGCCGCCCUGAGGGAUCGGAGCGUUGUGCUGCAACACACAAACAACAAACAGGUUCAGCAGCUGGAAACAUCAGGACUGAGGGGCCGGGGUUCAACUUUGGCAUCGUCCUGGAGGCAGGAGGAAGAGGAGCAAGCUGAGGUGUGAUGACCAUUGAAUGAACAUUCUUCACUUUAAUGCUCAAUAUCCGAGAUCCCAGACUUCUGGAGCCUUUAUUCUGAAAAUCUGCCCCAGACUGAGAUCACCAGCUGAGACUGAACUCUGAUUCAGGGAUUGAUCGGAGCAGCAUGUCCAGUGGAGAUUAAAGGUACUGCAGCCGAACACGUUUAGAUUCCUGCUGGUUCUGGACAAUAAGGUCUCAUGUGAAAGCGCCCUCUUAUGUCCAGUCUGAUCUGUGAAUUAAUUGCUGUCGUCCUUCCUGUCCUGUGAGUCUGUCUAAAGAUGGCGGACGCUCUGAGGACACUGUACGCCGCUCUAAUGGUUCUGUCGGGCGUGGCCUCCACCUGUGGGAACCUCCUCCUCUUGCUGGUGCUCCUCCUGAACAAGGAGCUCUGGACAGACACGAUGGGCCUCACCCUGAGCGUCAGCCUGAGCGACCUGGCCCUUGGACUCUCCACCAUCCCCUUUGGGGUCUACAGCAGCCUGGCCUGGCCCUCCUGCUGCCCCAGCGAGGGCGCCUUCUGUCAGGGCAGCGGCUUCAUCUACCUCCUCCUGCAGACCACCUCCAUCCACUCACUCACCUGGGCCACCUUUGACAAGUUCACUGAGAUCUGCUUCGCCCUCAGCUACAGCAGAAUCUGGACAGCCAGGCGACGCCAGGUGGUGCUGGUUCUGGUUUGGUUGUUCUGCCUGGUGAAUGCCGCUCUGCCCCUGCUGGGCUUCGGCAGCUACGUCUACAGCGAGUCGCGGUUCCUCUGCUGCCCGAGCUUCACCCCUGACAACAGAUAUUUUGUGGUGCUGUGGAUGUUAGCGGGCAUCGUGGCGCCAAUCCUCACUAUGUGCUCUCUGUACGGGUACAUCGUCUACGUGGCCAGGAAACAGGCCAGGAAGGGAACCUUCAUGUGCAAUGAGCUGCACUGCUACCACGUUCCUGCCAACAAUUACCUGAGGAGCUCCAUGGUGAUGGUCACAACCUCAGUGUGUUUGCUGGUGUGCUGGCUGCCCUACAUCUCAGUGUGUCUGUACGAGACACUUAGCGGUCAACAGAGUCCUGCUGUGACCUCUGCCCUCUCCGCCUGGCUGGUCCUGACCAGCGCUGCCCUCAACCCCUGGAUCACCUGUAUGACGCAGACGAGGUACAGGGUGGCGGUGCGUCGCAGCGUCUGCAGGUUUAUUCAGAUGUGUUCUGUUACGCCUCUGGAGCCCCGCCCACAGAGCUCCGCCCUCCAACUGGACACACCCAAUCACAUCAGCAUGACAACUACGGCGGCAACACGCCUGUCGUCAUCACCAUAAAGACCAACACCACCCUGAUCAACGCAACAACAGCAGAUACGCCCUUGACAUCAUCAGGUCCAAAGACAGAAACACCUGACCAGUGACAGCCACACUGCGCUGUGGGAAAUGUAGUUCAGCCUUCCAUUUCAGUUCAUAUGAUGAAGACAUUCCUCCCCCAUCACAUUCAGAGCUUUAAAUCCAGCUGACAGAGAUGUUUACCUCCGUCUUUCAGGUUUUGCUCACACCUCCACACACCUGGCCAGUCUUUGCGUAAAGCAGAUGUGACUGUUGGACCGUCGGUUUCAGACAAUGGUACAACAUUUUUUAAGACGUAGCCCCAUCUCUACAUUUCUACUUCAGAAAGACGACCAAAUGCUUUGUUUGAUGCAGAAUGUCAGUCUGCUAAUCUAUGUGGCUCAGAGUUAAAUAUCUCAACAACUACGAGCCGCACCUUCAUGGUCCCUGGAGGAUCCUCUGCUCUUCCUCUUGCGCCAUCAUCAGGUCAAAGUCUUCUCUCGCCACAAAAUCCUACCAGCCUCGGCGGAACGGAGUUUAAGUUGAGGUGAUUCAGCAUCUGAUGAGGAUCCUCCUGGACGCCUCCAUGACUGUGAGGGGAGUCCAGGACGACCCAGAAGACACUGGAGGGAUUAUAUAUCCAUCAGGAUCCAGACCCGGAUAUGUGGUGUUGAGAAGCCAGCCUGAUGCUGCAGACGCUGACUCACUGAAAUAUAACGUGUUGAUCCGGCGCUGCUGAGGACGGAACUCAACCCAGCUGAACCUUUCGCAGGACACCACUCUGAAAUGUGUUUCUAUUCAUAAACCGGUUCUGGUUCUAGCUGAGUUGAGCUGAUUUAAUGUGUAAGAAGAAGAGCGUCUCUGACUUCAUCAUAUCCAAGGAGCCGGACAUCUGGUUAUAUAAUAAUAAUAAUAAUAAACACUAUUAAUGGA
Molecule: messenger RNA, 2468 nt
Organism: Micropterus dolomieu (smallmouth bass)
Lineage: Eukaryota; Metazoa; Chordata; Actinopteri; Centrarchiformes; Centrarchidae
Product: histamine H2 receptor
Exons: 4
Coding region: 525-1538 (337 amino acids)
Biological process (GO): G protein-coupled receptor signaling pathway
Cellular component (GO): membrane
Molecular function (GO): G protein-coupled receptor activity
Source: RefSeq, a predicted model, not a curated record